UCACAAAACGCCAAUUGAAUAAUUCUGCCCAAUUACCGCCAAUCCUUCAUUAAAAAGAGCACCGGGAAAAGGCGCUCCGCCGACCAAAACGAACCUUUUUCAGUUUAGGAGCGGCGAGGAGUAACCGCGUUUCAGUAGUUCAUAAAAAACAACUCUCCAUUCUCGUGUAGUCAGUCCUCAGCUGGUGUUGCUCGGCUCCGGGUCUCUAUUUUCGCCGUCCAGCCUGAAAUAACGCACCCUCUGAACACCUCCGCUCGCUCCACAGCAUGGCCACGCUGUGGGAAAUACGAAUUUCGGUUUAUCGGAAAAACGUACGCUGUUGCGGUUUCUGUAUUUCCUAACGCUUGUGCUUCCUCGGAACCGGAGAAAUGUGUGUUUGAUAUAAACCGGCGAGUGGAUGAAAACUGGACAUUUUCCGCGAUGUGUGUGUGCUGUGGUGGUGGUUUCCUGCGGGUGGUUCUAGUGCUGUGGCUGUGCGGACCUUCGAUGCACUUUAGGAUUAGCAAAAGGGAAAUUGUCGAUGAUUCGGUGCAACGCUACUUGACCCGCUUUGGCUACAUGGACGCCACGGCAGAUGGCGCUUUCGCCCUUCGAACGGAGGAAUCUGUGCGGGACGCCAUUAAAGACAUGCAAGAGUUUGCGGGUAUUCCCGUAACGGGGCGCUUAGAUGAACGAACACUUAAAUUACUCAAUACGCCUCGUUGCGGGAUGCCUGAUAAAAAUAAACAAACAUCAGGCAGAAGGAAAAGAUUCACUUUACACGGCCAGAAAUGGCCGUACACGAAUCUAACAUGGAGCUUGAGGAGCCGGGAUUUGAUGGGAAUGGACCCGUACCAAGUCCGGCUCGUCAUUUCCAAAGCUUUGGACGUUUGGGCAAGACAUUCCAAACUUACCUUCACGGAAGUUGACAGCCCUAAGGCGGAUAUACUCAUCUUUUUCGUUAGAGGCGAACACGGAGACAAUUUCCCCUUUGACGGCAAAGGAGUGAUUUUGGCGCACGCUUUUUUCCCAAACGGUGGCCACAGCAUCGACGUCCACUUCGACGCAGAUGAGGCCUGGACAACUGUGCCCAACAGCGAUGAAGGGACUAAUUUAUUCAAUGUGGCGGCCCACGAAUUCGGCCACUCCUUGGGCCUAUCGCACUCUUCCGAAGAGGGCGCUCUGAUGUACCCAUGGUACAAAGAAAUGGAAAAUGGGUUCGACUACGAACUCCCCGACGACGACAAAUUGGGCAUUCAGGCCCUUUAUGGUGCCAGAACCACGCGAUUGUGGGACAGGAUCAAGCCCUACAGGCCCCCCACUACCACAACUACAACCACCACGACCACGACCCGACGGCCCUAUUUCAGGCCCAGUCAACGUCCUUUUAAUCCCAACGGGCGACAUCCACACAAUCCUUACAAUCCCUACCAUCCACAUAAAAACAAUCCCAAAAAACCCAUGCAUCCCGAUAAGAAGUACCACAAUCCUAAGGAGCAUCCAGGGAGGUACCCGGUGCAUAGGUACACGACGGCGCGACCGACGCCUCCGCCGAGGUUCCCAGAUAAGUACCCCGACUGGAGGCACCAUAACAGUGAUAAGGAGGGCCCCAAAAGGCCCCCAGAUACGUGCGAUACGAGCUACGAUGCCGUGGCGGUGAUUCGGAGGGAGGUUUUCUUCUUCAAGGACGAAUACUUUUGGAGAAUCGACGAAACCGGCGUGUUAAUGCCGGGCUACCCUGCGGAGAUCCGUCGCUUGUGGCGCGACCUUCCGCCCAAUUUCACGCACGUGGACGCCGUCUACGAACGGCCCGACAACAAAAUCGUUUUUUUCAUCGACGAUCGGUUUUACGUUUUCACCGGAAAUCGACUCGAGCCGGGUUACCCGCGCCCCUUAACCGACCUGGGGCUCCCCGAAACUUUGAAAAAAAUCGACGGGGCGAUGAUUUGGGGCCACAACGGCAAGACCUACUUCUACAGCGGCUCCAUGUACUGGAGAUUCGACGAAGAGGAGAGAAAAGUCGAGUUGGAUUAUCCUAGAGAUAUGUCCAUGUGGAGCGGAGUGGGGACGGACAUUGACGCAGUCUUCCAGUGGAAAGACGGGAGAACGUAUUUUUUCAAAGGGACCGGUUUCUGGAAAUUCAACGACAUCUACAUGCGGGUGGAGCACCGGCAGCAGAAGCCGUCUGGGCCCUUCUGGAUGGGCUGCAGCAACAACCUGGAGGGCAACGACGUCCUGCAGAAGCUGCCCUACAAGCACUUCGCAGCGUCUGGGAGUUCGUGUCGCUAUCUGGAUGUGACAGCCGCCUUGCUUGUAAUUCUUUUGUAUUAUCGGUUUUAAAAACUCUCACUGCCUUAUUGGAGAAUAAUACUCAAAGGAAAAAUUCGAAGACUGUAAGUAGGAAGAAAAUGUGCUCAUUGUGCGUGCACUGCCUCAGGAGGUUUCCUGAAUUUGUGAUAGAGGAGCGUGUUUUUCGGCAUUUUAUUCAUACUUUUUAUUUAAGUAUACUGUGAUAUUGUUGAAAUUAAAACGAUUCAUUCAAACACACAUUUUCGGCUAGCGGUACAAAUCAUGGUAAUUUAUGACUAUUUUUAUGUGUAAAUUAUUUAAUUAUUGAAUGUAGGAUCAGGUCCGGGAUUAAAGCACAAUAUUUUUAUAUAUUUAUAUAAUAAUGCAAAAAGUGCCAUUUUCGGCACAGUUGCUGUUUCUGUCUGCCUGACCUUUACAUUAUUGUUAUGCUACGUCUGUGUCGCGGUGUGAACAUUGAUCAAAUAUACUGUAAUUUUUUAUCUAUCAACUAUGUAAUAAAGAACAUAAAACGAGA
Molecule: messenger RNA, 2803 nt
Organism: Tribolium castaneum (red flour beetle)
Lineage: Eukaryota; Metazoa; Arthropoda; Insecta; Coleoptera; Tenebrionidae
Product: matrix metalloproteinase 2
Exons: 7
Coding region: 421-2319 (632 amino acids)
Biological process (GO): collagen catabolic process; proteolysis; extracellular matrix organization
Cellular component (GO): extracellular matrix
Molecular function (GO): zinc ion binding; metalloendopeptidase activity
Source: RefSeq, a predicted model, not a curated record